AUGGCAAAGCUAAAGCAUCCUAUCAGUUGCAAGGCUUUGACAAAGCCACCCAAGGAUCAAAAGCCACCACCGUUCACAGGAGGUUUUGUCCCGAACAAGCCAGUGCAGAACAAAGUCUACUCUUUCGAUUUAACCAAAGUAGACGCUCUGUUCGAUGUGAUGAUCUUACAAAAGGCAAUAGAGAAGCCUCACAAGUUGCCUAAACCAGCAGAACUCAAAGGCAAGCAAUAUUCCAAAUGGUACAACUCUUGGAAUCACUCUACCAACAAUUGUGUUGUUUUCAGGGACGUUAUACAAGACGGAAUAACGGCAGGAAAGCUCAAGUUAGUCGAGAAACCUCCUACAGUGACAACAAACCCUUUUCCUUAA
This is a messenger RNA of Prunus armeniaca (apricot), 369 nucleotides long. The record is from the annotation of a GenBank genome assembly. NCBI's taxonomy places the organism in Eukaryota, Viridiplantae, Streptophyta, Magnoliopsida, Rosales, Rosaceae.